AGGAGAAAAAUCAAAUCCUGAAAAAUUCUUCGAAAUUAAUUAAUUAGGGUUUUGAUUUUUCUUUCCUCCAUGAAACAACCUAUAAUUUAUUGAAUCCAAAAUUCAUAGAUUUUUAAUAUUAUUGGUUUUGUUUCUUGGAGGUUUUCAAAUGGUGUCAGCUGGAGAAGAAGAUAUUGAACAAGGGUUUAAAAUGGAUGAAGAAAAUGAUCAAUCAAAUCUAAUUACAACCCCUAUAGAUAAAAGAGAGUUGGUAUAUGAACUUAUGGGUAUAAUUCAAACUAUAAGUUCUUACGGAGAAUUUAGGAGGACUCAAAGAAAGGAAAGUCGUAAUCUUGUACGUAGGAUGAAACUUUUAUUACCCCUUUUGGAAGAAAUUCGAGAUUUCAAAGGAAAAAUUCCUGAAUCAGGGAUCCAAUGUUUGGUGAAAAUGAAGAAGGCAUUUCAUUCUGCUAAGAAAUUGUUAAAAACUUGUCAUUGUGGUAGCAAGCUUUACCUGGCUUUGGAAAGUGAGGCUGUUAUAAGGAGAUUUCAUUCUGUAUAUGAAAAAUUAAGCCAGACUUUGGAUGGAAUGCCUUACGAAGAACUUGGUAUUUCAGAUGAAGAGAAAGAACAGGUGGAAUUGAUGAUCAUUCAAUUUAAAAGGUCUAAGAAGCGAAUUGAUACUCAAGAUAUGGAACUCGCAAUGGAUUUGAUGGUAUCAUUGUCCACGGAGAAUGAUCGUAAUGCAGAUAGUGCUAGUAUUGAAAGGCUAGCGAAAAAACUGGAAUUGCAUACAGUUGAGGAUCUAAAGGCUGAAAUGAUAUCAGUAAAAGAAGUGAUUAAAGAAAGACGAUCACACAAUGCUGAGAACACACAACGAAUCGUUGAUCUUCUAGACAAAUUGAAAAAGUUAGCAGGGAUGGAAGAAACUGGCUCUUGUAAUGAACCUGUUAUGCCUAAAGCUCUCGACAAAUCAACCUCGAUAGCUAUCCCAAACGAAUUUCUUUGUCCGAUCACAUUACAGAUUAUGACAGAUCCGGUUAUUAUCUCAACUGGACUGACGUAUGAACGAGAGAGUAUACAACAAUGGUUGGAUUCAAAUCAUCAUACAUGUCCAAAAACUGGGGAAACUUUGACACAUUUGUCAUUGGCACCAAACUUUGCUCUAAAGAAUUUAAUUGAAGAGUGGUGUUCGAAAAAUAACUUUCAACUUCCAACAAAGGAGCUUCCUACGAUCCCCGAAAGUCCUUCUGCUGGAAGUGAUGAAAAGCUAUUGGCGUUGAUUAAAAACCUAUCUUUUAGUCAUUUAGAAGUGCAACGAAAGGCUGUGACAAAGAUAAGAAUGCUUUCGAAAGAAAAUCCAGAGAAAAGAACAUUGAUAGCCAAUUAUGGAGGGAUCCCACCGCUCGUGCAGCUACUUUCCUAUCCGGAUUCCAAAAUCCAGGAACAUGCUGUGACAGCUCUUUUAAACUUGUCAAUCGAUGAAUCAAACAAGAAACUUAUAUCCAGAGAAAAUGCGAUUCCUGAAAUAAUUGAGAUUUUGCAAAAUGGAAGUGUUGGUGCUAAAGAGAACUCUGCAGCAGCAUUAUUUAGCUUAUCAAUGCUUGACGAAAACAAAGUAGCUAUAGGUUCAUUAAAUGGCAUCCCACCGUUGAUUGAUCUGUUAAAAAACGGAACAAUCAGAGGGAGGAAAGAUGCUAUUACUGCACUCUUCAAUCUAUGUUUCAACCACGUAAACAAAAGCAUCGCGAUCCAAGCUGGGAUUGUAGCACCAUUACUUCAACUACUAGAGGAAAAACACUUAGACAUGGUUGAUGAGACAUUGUCAAUAUUGUUAAUUCUCGUGACUCAUCCAGAAGGCAGACAGGAAAUUGGAAAGCUUUCGUUCAUCGAAACUCUUGUAAAUUUGAUGAAGGAUGGCACUCCCAAGAACAAGGAAUGUUCAGUGGCUGUGCUUUUAGAGUUAAGUACCUAUAAUUCAAAUCUUAUGCUUGCUGCCCUUCAAUAUGGCGUAUAUGAAUAUUUAGUAGAGAUAGGUACAGAGGGAACUGAUCGCGGACAAAGGAAAGCAAAAUCAAUACUACAACUUAUGACCAAAACUGAGCAGAUUCCAUAUUGAGAAUGCAAAGUUCAAAUGUACAUCUCCUUAAGGUGGAAUUGAAUUUGGCUCGCUCAUGUGGGUCAACUCGGAUCCAUGUCCAAAUAUAUAUUAUAUCAUAUAAGAAAAAGAGAGAAAACACGAGUGCUAAUUGAGCUCGUUGAUGGUUUGUGUCUCCUCAGAAAAAAAAUGUUAUCUCUGUGAAAAACGUUCUGCAACAAUUCAAGGCGAAGUUAGAAGAAUUUUUGCAGGAAUCUUUCUCCUUGUAAUCCAGGUAUGAUCAUAGAUUAUAUAUGUUGCUUGGACUCUUUCAGAAAUGUUGACAGGUGCAUGUCAGAUACUCCAAAAAAAUUAGUGCAUUUUAGAGAAUCCGACACAGGUUCAUCAACAAUUUUCGAGAGUCCGAACAACAUAAUUUAUAGAUUGUGAACAUUCAUUACAAUCUAGUGUUAAUUAGAUGGAUGUGAUUGUUUUUAUGUGACUAAUGCAAAUCAAUGGAGAAUUCUUGAAAAAUGUGUGUUCUUGAGAUUGUAAAUAUUGUUUAGUUCUCCUUGUACAUUGUUUUUUCUUCUUUUCCUGUUGAAAGCUUGUA
Solanum dulcamara is the source of this 2669-nucleotide messenger RNA. RefSeq names its product U-box domain-containing protein 15. Gene Ontology annotation, biological process: cell surface receptor signaling pathway; protein ubiquitination. NCBI's taxonomy places the organism in Eukaryota, Viridiplantae, Streptophyta, Magnoliopsida, Solanales, Solanaceae. The record is from RefSeq and is a predicted model, not a curated record. Bases 149 to 2098 code for a protein of 649 amino acids. Gene Ontology annotation, cellular component: nucleus; cytoplasm. The transcript has 4 exons. Gene Ontology annotation, molecular function: protein binding; ubiquitin-protein transferase activity.